Molecule: messenger RNA, 2340 nt
Organism: Lasiosphaeria miniovina
Lineage: Eukaryota; Fungi; Ascomycota; Sordariomycetes; Sordariales; Lasiosphaeriaceae
Product: P-loop containing nucleoside triphosphate hydrolase protein
Exons: 6
Coding region: 1-2340 (779 amino acids)
Molecular function (GO): protein binding; ADP binding
Source: RefSeq, a predicted model, not a curated record
AUGCUCUGGAGAGCUACUCAGCAGUUCAAUCGCUUCCGAGACAUAAUCGAAUUGGUGUCUGGAAUCGUCUUCCUGGCCACUCCUCAUUUUAAGGACUCAAGCGAUGACUCGGGGAAGCUCCUGUCCCUGGUACUUCGAUCAGAUCUUAUGGCAAACCCCAAGAAGGCCUUCUCCAAGUCCGACCUUUCAGCUCUUGCCUACACUUCUUGGCAGUUUGAGGAGCUGAAGCUGAAGAUCCCUAUCCUGAGCUAUUUCCGAGGCCGUAGUGAGGAGCUGCAGCUCAUUCACGAAGCCUUGCCUCCAGAACAGCCCAGUGGUGGCCAGAACAAUCGGACCAAGCAGCCCAAAGCAUUCGUGAUACAUGGCCUCGGAGGCAUCGGCAAGACCCAGUUAGCAGUUGAAUACAUCUUCUCGAAGCGGGACUCGUACGACGCAAUCUUUUGGCUUCAGGCAGACCAAACAGACACACUCUCGGCUGGCUUUGCGCGUAUUGCCAUUGAGCUCGGCCUUGAAAGCAAGGAAUCGGCUGACGACCAAGUUGCCAGCCGCGAGAUUGUGAAGGCUUGGCUGGCUGAUCCUCUCAAGUCAUCAGCUCCGAGCCCCUCCGGGGACAACAAACACGCCAGGUGGCUCAUUGUGUUUGAUAACGCCGACAAGCCCGAGGAGCUUCUUGAUGGUGGCUUUUGGCCGAGAGACGGACAAGGCUCGGUCCUUGUGACUAGUCGGGAUCCAAUGUCAAAGAGCGACAUGUUCUUCGGCAACGUGGGGAUCGAGCUGGAUGCUCUCGGCCAAAGCGAGGCUGCGAUCCUUCUUCGAAAAUUGUCUCGGCAAGAGGGGAGGGAGUCGUCAGAACAACUCUCGAUGGAUGUUGUGCAAAAGCUGAAUUGCUAUCCCUUGGCCAUCGUACAAAUGGCAGGAAUAAUACGUCGGCGCAACCUGUCACUUGCCGAGUUUCUCGAGAUCUAUUGUCAGGAAGAGGAAAGGACCGAGCUGCACGAGCUGAGAGUCGGGACGCUGCAUGGAUAUGGCCUCACUCUAAGCUCGGUAUGGGCUUUUAAUGGCUUCAACCCCGGCGCCAGGCAGAUUCUGUCUGUCGUGGCUCUUCUAGAUCCCGACUCGAUUGUCGAGGAAAUCCUCACCACAGCACCGCAAGACUCAUCGCUGGAAAGCUUCCCACAAACAAAACCAGCAUUCCUCCGGGAUUUGUCAACUUUGACCCAAUCAUCGAUUAUCCACCGAAACACGGACCAAAACGAGCUGUCGAUCCAUAGGAUGGUCCAAGACGUGAUCCGGUCUCAGCUCCUGAAAACCGACGACCUUGUUGAUAGGUGGACCCAAUGCGAGCGAGUGAUACCACACGUGGUGCGGUUGCGCCAAAUAUUCAACGACUUCGACAAGAGCAAACAGCAAAGGACGGCCACGGUUGAUUUUGUUUGGUUACUGGCCGAAGGAGCCUGGUACCACCUUGAGCGGUCGAACCCCAGGGAAUGUCUCGACUUCAUCAAAACCGGAUUCAAGCUCACCGAGGUUUCUCUCGAGGAUCUGUCGUUCAUCCGGGCCGAGCUCCACGGCACUCGGUCCUCUAUUGGCCUGGAAAUGAACGAAACAGAAACAGCUCUAUACCACCAGGAAGAAAAUGUUGCGUUUCGAGAAGCUACGCUUGCCAAGGACGGCAAGCUCAACAACAAGCUCGCGGCCGGAUACAGUGAGUAUAGGAGAGCGCUAAUGGCGUGCGGCAUCUUCACCAAGGCGGCAGAGAUGUUCGAGAAGUCCAUCUCCAUAAGAGAGCAGCUGCCAGGCUUCAAAAGGCUGCAGCUGUUCAACCCUCUGCGCGGCCUGGCGCUUGUGCGUUGGCACGAGGGGGCCUAUGAAGAAGCCAGUGAGCUUCUCCUCAGUGCUCUUCGUGAUCGCGAGCUCGCGUUUGGUCGCGAUGACAAGGAGAGUUCUAGGACUGGGGAACUGCUCUACUCCCUCGGCAGCGUCCACCAAAGCCAGGGCCGUCUCGAAGAGAGCUUCGUCUACCACCAGCGGGCUCUCCUGCAGCUGAGGUCCAGCAUUGGCGACAACCACCACCUCACUGCCAAAGCCUGCUAUAACCUGUCCAUGCAUUACCUGCGCUUCGGAGACUACGAACACACUGUCGUGCUUCUGGACCAGGCGUCGCGCGUCUUCAGCCGAGGCCAUUACUACGCGCCUGAACUCGCGCGCGUGACUUUCAUGCUCGGCCACGUCUUGGUCCUCCAGGGCAACACUCGCGCUGGAGAUGAGCCCUUGGCCCGCGCGUGGAACAUGCGGCAGAGACUUGUUCCUGGCGACCUAAGGCCCGUCGACGAACUAUAG